AGUAAUGUUGUUCAAUAUCAAGGUUGCAGCCGUCGCGGCUGUUGCUGCGCUGGCCACCGUCGCGCUGGGUGCGGGCAGCGGCCCUGUUGUAGAUUUGACGCCCAAGAACUUCAAGCAGGUGGUUGAUGGCAGCAAGGAUGUGCUUGUCAAGUUCUACGCCCCGUGGUGCGGCCACUGCAAGAACAUGGCUGAGGACUACGAGAAGCUGGCCGAAGGCUACAGCCAUGCCAGCGACAUUGUGAUCGCCGAGGUCAACGCCGACGAGCACCGGGACCUGGGCAACCAGUUUGCUGUUCAGGGAUUCCCGACGCUAAAGUUCUUCCCCAAGGGUGAGGACAUCAAGACCCCUGUCGAUUACUCGAGCGGCCGCGACCUGGACUCGCUGGUGGACUUUGUUCGCGAAAAGACCGGUGUUGUUGGACGCAUCAAGAAGCCUGUGUCGCUGGUCGAGGAGCUGGACUUUGACAAGUUCAAGCAGAUCGCCCUGGAUGAGGACAAGUUUGUUUUGGUCGAGUUCUACGCCCCGUGGUGUGGCCACUGCAAGCGCCUGGCGCCCAUCUAUGCCCAGCUGUCCGAGGUGUUCCAGAACGACGACAACGUGGUGAUUGCCAACUAUGAUGCCAGCGAGGACACCAAGAUCCGCGACGAGGUCACGAUCCAGGGCUUCCCGACUCUGAUCGCCUUCCCGGCUGGCAAGGACGCCAAGCGCAUCGAGUUCGAGGGCGACCGCUCGCUCGAGUCCCUGGUUGCCUUUCGCAAGAAGAUCAUCUCCAACGCCAAGGUGGUCGCCAGCGAGGUGCACGACAAGGCCCAGGCCAAGUUUGCCAAGUACUACGUCAAGGUCAUGGAGAAGGUCAGCAGCGCAUCUGACUUUGCCGCCAGGGAGUCUGAGCGUCUGGCUAACAUUGUCAAGAGCGGCGCGGUCAACGCCGGCAAGCUCGACAGCUUUGCCAUCCGCCAGAACGUGCUGGAUGUGUUCUUGGGCAAGGCCAAGGAUCUCAAGAACCAGGAUGAGGCUGCCGAGGCCGAGGCCGAGGCGAGCAUCAACAUUUUCUGUUCCCCUAAGCAGUUGCCAAUGGGCUACUGGUGCCAAGUAUGA
Linderina pennispora is the source of this 1099-nucleotide messenger RNA. RefSeq names its product disulfide isomerase. Gene Ontology annotation, molecular function: protein disulfide isomerase activity. The transcript has 3 exons. Lineage: Eukaryota; Fungi; Kickxellomycota; Kickxellomycetes; Kickxellales; Kickxellaceae. Gene Ontology annotation, biological process: protein folding. Gene Ontology annotation, cellular component: endoplasmic reticulum. The coding region runs from base 5 to 1099 and encodes 364 amino acids. The record is from RefSeq and is a predicted model, not a curated record.